Paramecium sonneborni is the source of this 2809-nucleotide messenger RNA. NCBI's taxonomy places the organism in Eukaryota, Ciliophora, Oligohymenophorea, Peniculida, Parameciidae. The record is from the annotation of a GenBank genome assembly.
CGGGAAAUGAAAAAAUAAAAAUUAACAAAAACAGCUGAUCUUAUAUAAGAAAAACCAUAAAGCAAACAACCUAUCAAAUUGAAGGAAGAUUCAUCUUCUGAAGAAUCAGAUGAUCAAAAAAAUGAUUUUAAAAGAUUUUAAAUGGUAGAUGAGGAAAAACAAAAACUUGGAUAAAUAGAUCAUUACUUACAAAAUGGUAAGCCAAUAAAGAGUGAUCCUUAACCAAAGAAAAAAAAAGAAUUUGAAUUUAAGAUGAUUGAGGAACAAAAAUAACCAUAAAUUUUAAAAGAAGAAGAAAAAUUAGGAGAUUAAUCUGAUUUUGAUGAUGAUUCAGAUUUAAAUAUGAAUUUUGAUCAUUUAAAUACAAUUACUAGAACAUCUACAUCUACAACUUAAGCAACUUAAAUUACUAAACUCUUAACUCAAAAUUAAAAAAUGGAAACUAAAAAUUUUAAGGAAAAAGAAUAAAUUAAUUAAUUAGAAUUUGAAAAUAUAUAAGGAACUAAAAUUGAAGUUGAAGAAGAAUCUAUUUAAGAUAUUUAAUCUAAACCUCUUAUGAAAAAAAAGUAUUUUGUUUUAGGAAAUUCGGGAGAGUAUUAAUAAGAAUAAAUUAAAAAAAUUAUCAGAUAUUAUGGAGGAUAUGUUUCUAGUUAGGUUAUUUAAGGUUGUAUUUUCAUUUAAGGUGAAACUCAGAAUAAUGGUCGCAAUAUUAAAGAUAGCUAACAUUUAUAAUCUUCUAAAAACUAUAACAAUUUGCAUCUUGAUUUUGAAGGUUUUAACAAUCAUUUAAAAUAAUAUACUGGUAAUGAUCUCUAGAAAUCCUUAUAAUUGGUAUUACAAAAUAAUCCUUAAAAUAUAGAAUAAUAAUAAAUAUAAUCAAAUCAAUCAUCUUCAUCAAUGUUUUAGUCUAAAUCCUUAUAAUAAUUAAAUUAAUAAAAUAUUGUUAAAAAAUAAUCUAUCUAAGAAGUUAAAAAUGAUCUUAGAGCUAAAUUUGACAGUGAAGUUGUUCUAGUUGAAAAAUAAGUUGAAUUAAAAGCUGAAAUAGCUAAUUUUUCUAAAAAUAAAUAAAUAUAAGAAGAACAAAAGAAGGCUUAAAAAAUUGAACAAAUAAUUGUAGAAGAAUAAAAGUAAAAAUGUUAAUUAUGGACAAAUAAAUAUGCUCCAUCAAAAGUAUCAGAUUGUCUUGAUCAAACACAUGUUAUAAAUAUAGUUAAAUGGUUAGAUAAGUGGGGCAAAUAAGAGUUAGAAAGUAUUAUUUUAAAAUUUAUUUUUAGUUUGUCCUGGUUCAUUUUAAUCUUAAAACUUUGCUGCAAAAGCCUUACUUUUAUCAGGUCCUCCAGGAAUUGGUAAAACAACUAUAAUUAGAUUAAUUGCGAAACAAAAGUCUUAUUAAUUAAUCGAAUGGAAUGCUUCUGAUGUUAGAAGUAAACUUUAAAUAGAAAACUAUGUUAAACAUCUUUAAGAUAAUACAGUUCUUAGAUUUAAAGAUGCUAAUUUAAUAACUGAAGGAAAAACUAUUAUAUUAAUGGACGAAGUAGAUGGAAUGACUGGUAGUGAUAGGGGAGGAAAUAAAUGUUUAAUUGAUAUGAUUAAACUAACAAAAGUUCCUAUUGUUUGUAUAUGUAAUGAUAGAAAUAAAUAAUCAAUGAGAUCUUUAGCUAAUUAUUGUCUUGAUUUACAAUUUAAAAAACCCAAUUAAGUAGAAAUUUAUAAAAAGCUUGAAUAUAUUUGUAAGUCUGAAAAUAUCAGUUAUGAGCCAGCAGAAUUAAAAUAGUAAAUUGAAUUUUCAUAAUGUGAUAUAAGGUAAUUGUUAAACUUAUUAUAAAUGCAUAAAGUAGGUUUAAAAUUACAUAUAAAUAAAAAUAUUGGAAAGGAUGGCUCUGUUACUUCAAAUAUUUAUGAAUCGAGUAGAAUAUUAUUAAAUUAUAAGGAUUCUGAAAAAUAACCAAUUCAUAAAUUAAUGGAUUAUUAUUUUUAAGAUCCAGAUAUGACUCAAUUUUUUUAUCAUGAAAAUUAUUUAGAUUUACAAGGAGUAAAAAAGACUACUUCAAAUGCUAUAUAAAGCUUCUCUUUAGCAGCCUCAUCAUUAGCUGAUGCAGAUGUUUUAAAUACAAAAGUUAGAUCUUAGAUGUGGGGAUUAAUGCCUAAUGUAGGAUUUUUAUCAACAAUGUAUCCAACUUAAAUUUUAAAAGGAAAUCUACUUUCAAAAGUCAAUUUUCCUUAAAUGCUUGGUAAAAUAUCUAGUGAGAAUAAAAUUAAAAGAUAAAUUUUAGAAGUUAAAGAAGCAUUUGCUUAAUAAACAUAUUUAACAAACACUAAAGCAAUUAAAUUUUAAUAUAUUGAACCAUAUGCUUUUAUUGUUAUUUAAAGUUUAUCAAAUGCUGGUUUAAGUUGCAUAGAUGAAUUAGUUUAAUUAUUAAGAACUUACAAUUUAAAUAUUUAAUAAUUUGAAGAAUGUGUUGUUGGUUCCUUAGCAUUAUUUCCAAAAAGAGAUUUGAUGACUGAUAUAACAUCAUAAGUUAGAACAUCUUUAAAUAAAGCAAUGAAAUAAUCAAUGGAUUCUGCUGAUAAAUUAGGAAAAGAAAAGAAAGCUAUAUAAGCUACUAAUGUAAUAAAAAAGAUUUAAAAUAAUGAAAAUGAUUUAAAUGAAGAAGUCAAUCAAGAAGAUGAUAUUGAGGAAGAUGAAUUAAAAUAAAAGAAAAAUACUAAAUAAAAAAAUAAAAAUGUUAAAUAGCAAGAGAAACCAAAAAUUAAAUAAGAAAAACAAGUAAAUGAUAAAAAUAAGUAAAAAAAGAAAGGAAAAAAAUGA